Molecule: messenger RNA, 552 nt
Organism: Coffea arabica (coffee)
Lineage: Eukaryota; Viridiplantae; Streptophyta; Magnoliopsida; Gentianales; Rubiaceae
Product: pectinesterase inhibitor-like
Biological process (GO): negative regulation of catalytic activity
Molecular function (GO): pectinesterase inhibitor activity
Source: RefSeq, a predicted model, not a curated record
AUGGAGUUCUCUAGGAGCCAUAGCCCAUCAUUGUUAGCCUUGUUUUUAAUUUGUCUAUCAAUCCUAAGCAAUCUUUUUACAUCUGCAGAAGCAGAUUUGAUCGGUGAUGUUUGCUCUGGCUCAAAAAAUCCUCAAUUUUGCAUCAAUUCUUUGAGAUCAGACCCUCGUUCCGGCAGUGCAGAUCUUAAAGUUCUUGGCCAAAUUGCUAUAGACUUAUCUACAAACAGCACCAAAUCAACCAAAGCCCUGGUUGAUUCCCUGAAGCAAAAGGCUAGCGACGCCAGAUUGAAGGCAAUAUACGAUUCUUGCUUGGAUAACUAUGGUGACUCCAUCGAUGAUCUUGCCGAUGCUACGACAAAAUUGGGUUCUGGUGAUUAUCAAGGCGUGGCUCUUACAGCAUCGGCUGCAUUGGAUGGCCCUGAUACUUGUGAUGACAAUUUCACGGAUGCAAAACUAACAGAACCACCAAACCUUGCCGAGGCUAGUCAGAACGUGCAAACUCUAAUUGAAGUUGUUUUGGUUAUUGCAAAUCGUUUGCAAGGAAAUAGAUGA